AUGCUUCCACGCACCAAGUACAACCGCUUCAGGAAUGACUCGGUGACAUCGGUCGAUGACCUUCUGCACAACCUGUCGGUGAGCGGCGGCGGCAAGGUCUCGGCGGCGCGCGCGGCGCCGGCGGCGGCCCCCUACCUGGUGUCCGGAGACGCGCUGCGCAGGGCGCCCGACGAUGGCCCGGGCAGCCUGGGCCACCUGCUCCACAAGGUGUCCCACCUGAAACUCUCCAGCUCGGGCCUCCGCGGCCUGUCGGCGGCCAGGGAGCGGGCGGGCGCGCGGCUCUCGGGCAGCUGCAGCGCGCCCAGCCUGGCCGCCCCGGACGGCAGCGCGCCCCCCGGCCCCCGCGCCCCGGCCAUGCGCGCAGCCAGGAAGGGCCGGCCCGGCGACGAGCCGCUGCCCCGCGCCCCGCACGCCAGCGACCAGGUGCUGGGCGCCGGAGUCACCUACGUCGUCAAGUACUUGGGGUGCAUUGAAGUUCUACGCUCAAUGAGGUCUCUCGACUUCAGCACGAGGACGCAGAUUACCAGGGAAGCCAUCAGCCGCGUUUGCGAAGCCGUCCCUGGCACCAAGGGAGCCUUCAGGAAGAGAAAGCCUCCGAGCAAAGUGCUCUCCAGCAUCCUGGGCAAGAGCAACCUCCAGUUUGCAGGAAUGAGCAUCUCUCUGACCAUCUCCACCGCCAGCCUCAACCUGCGGACGCCCGACUCGAAGCAGAUCAUAGCGAACCACCACAUGCAGUCCAUCUCCUUUGCCUCGGGGGGAGACCCGGACACAACAGACUACGUCGCGUACGUGGCUAAGGACCCUGUCAAUCGCAGAGCUUGUCACAUUCUGGAAUGCUGUGAUGGGCUGGCCCAGGACGUCAUCGGCUCCAUAGGACAAGCCUUUGAGCUCCGGUUUAAGCAAUAUUUGCAGUGUCCUUCCAAGAUGCCCGCUCUCCACGACCGAAUGCAGAGUCUGGAUGAGCCCUGGACUGAAGAGGAGGGCGAUGGCUCAGACCACCCAUACUACAACAGCAUCCCAAGCAAGACAGCCCCUCCAGGGGGCUUUGGGGAUGCUCGACUGAAAGCCAGACCCCACGCCCCUGACACAGCGCAGUUUUCAGGAAAAGAGCAAACUUACUACCAGGGGAGACACUUAGGAGGCCCGACUGCUGAAGACUGGCGGCAAACAGCUGUCAGGCAAGGGUCCUUGGAUGUCUACAGCACGCCGGAAGGCAAAGGUCCCGCAGCCCCCAUGGGAGAGGCCCCCGCCUACGUGAAUGCCCCGCCCGGCCCCACCCCGGACAGCAGCGCCGAGAGCAGCCCCAGGAAGGAUCUCUUCGACAUGAAACCCUUUGAAGAUGCUCUCAAGAACCAGCCCAUGGGGCCCGUGCUGAGCAAGGCGGCCUCGGUGGAGUGCAUCAGCCCCGUCUCCCCCAGGGCCCCGGAUGCCAAGAUGCUGGAAGAGCUGAAAGCGGAGCCUUGGUACCAAGGAGAGAUGAGCAGAAAGGAGGCCGAAGGGCUGCUGAAGAGAGAUGGAGACUUCCUGGUCAGGAAGAGCACCACCAACCCUGGCUCCUUUGUCCUCACCGGCAUGCAUGAUGGCCACGCCAAGCACCUGCUGCUUGUGGACCCAGAAGGCACGGUCCGGACGAAGGACAGAGUCUUCGACAGCAUCAGCCACCUCAUCCACCACCACCUGGAGAACAGCUUGCCCAUUGUCUCCGCCGGAAGCGAGCUCUGCCUCCAGCAGCCGGUAGAGAGGAACCAGUGA
Molecule: messenger RNA, 1752 nt
Organism: Equus quagga
Lineage: Eukaryota; Metazoa; Chordata; Mammalia; Perissodactyla; Equidae
Product: SHC-transforming protein 3
Exons: 12
Coding region: 1-1752 (583 amino acids)
Biological process (GO): intracellular signal transduction; cell surface receptor protein tyrosine kinase signaling pathway
Cellular component (GO): plasma membrane
Molecular function (GO): receptor tyrosine kinase binding
Source: RefSeq, a predicted model, not a curated record